Molecule: messenger RNA, 1356 nt
Organism: Thamnophis sirtalis
Lineage: Eukaryota; Metazoa; Chordata; Lepidosauria; Squamata; Natricidae
Source: RefSeq, a predicted model, not a curated record
GAUAACAUUGAAAUCCCUAUCCCAAGGUACUUUAUCAAGGAGAAACUUAAAGCAUUAAAAGAGAGAGAGAAGAUCCUUGCUCAGAUCAUGUUGGAUGCCGGAAUGUAUGAAGAUGAACCCAAAAAACCUGUGAAGGUCAUGCUUUUAGAAGAAGCUGUUAGAGUAAUUCAAAUAGCUGAGCGAGCUCGACAGGGCCGACUCAGGGCUACAUUCAUGAAGCAAAUCUUUCUUGAAGAAAAGAGAGAACGAUUAGCCAGGCUUCAGGGUACAAAAGGUCCAGAUGUUGAAACUGCUGCAAUGUGUAUUCAAAGGAUCCCACCACCCCAUUUCCAGAGACCUAGUGCUUCGUUAUUACGUGCCCAGAAGGUUGAUACUUUAAGAUGUGAAAUUCAAGAGAAAUAUGAAUCAGACUUCCAGAAAGCUCUAGUAAGCAUCAAAGAGCGAGUGAAAGAAAUUGAAGGACCAGACAUCAAAGAAACCCUCCAAGACCAGAUCCGCCAGUGGUUUAUUGAAUGCCGGCACAUUACAGGAAAAUUUCCUGAUUAUCCUGAUGAAGAACAAGGUGGCUCAGCAGUUCUUUUCUCAGAAAAAACUCCAGAAGAGGUUGCUGCUGAACUAGCUGCUAAAGCAGAAGAAGAACAGAAAAAGAAAGGGAAAAAGGGGAAAAAGGAAAAGAAAGAAAAGGGCAAAUCGAAGAAGAAAGGAAAUGAGAUAGAAGAAAAGAAACCAAAGAAGAAAGAUGAGGAAGAAGAGGAAGGUUGGAAAAUGUCCCCAAGUAAUUUUCUCCCAAUAAUGGAAGAAGGAAACAACAAAUACAAAGAUAUUUGGAAGAAUAGAGAUGAGAAAUGGAACUUUUCACAAGAAUAUGACCCAGAACUAAUCAAAGAAGAAAAAAGGAAAGAAGUGGAAGAAGAGAUCAGAGUUCAGGUUGAUGAAUUAAUGCGCCAGGAACUGAAAAAUCUAAAAUUAGCCGUGGAUAGAGAGACAGAGAAAACUGGAAAAAAAGGAAAAAAAGGGAAGAAAAAGAAAAAAGGGAAAAAAGGUGGAAGAAAGAAAAAGGGAAAAAAGGAUAAAGAUCUGACAGCUGAUCGGACCAUUGAUUCUCUUUACCAAGAGCUGGUAGAAGAAGGAAUAUUAAUAAGAAGUAAAAAAGUAAAACUCAGCGAUUAUGUUGGUGAAUACAGCUAUCUGGGGACUACACUUCGACAAGUAGAUGUAGAACCAAUGCCUUCUCUUACAGAUGUGAAGCAACUUAUAGUCCUGUAUGGAAUAUUGCCAUUAGGUAAGUUCACAGGAGAACUGGGCAAAAGGAAGAAUACAAUGCUUGGGUUUCUGACAGUUUCAUAUUUUUAUUAG